UCAAAAGCACUUUUUCAUUGAUUCCGAAAGACCUCAGGGAGGAUGCGGUCCAAACCAUACUUCUUCGAAGAAAACUCGCCAACUCAAUCAGUUUUACUUACGACCCUUUCAAGUGGAAAUUUGAAGAAAUUGGAGGAAUUCAAUAAUUCAGAAUUAGUGGAUUUCUUUCUUUCCCAAGGAACCAUCCCGGACUGUUCAGAGAUAAGUUUACAACCCACCUUAAAACAAGACUUAUCCGUCGCAAAAUCUCUCAAAGAUGAGGGUAAUCGACUUUUUAAAGAAGGUCGCCAUCUCGAGGCUCGAGAGAAAUACACCGCUAGCAUUUGUGCCUAUCCCGUGGACUGGUCUAACCCGUCCAGCAACACGGAAUUUGCCAUCACUUUGGCCAAUAGAUCCGCUACCAUGGACGCAGCCGGGAGUUAUGAAGCGUGUGUCAAUGACAUUGACAUGGCCUUGAAGUACGGUUACCCAAAGAAUUUGCAAUACAAGGUUUUCAAAAGGAAAGGUCACGCUUUGCUCCGGUUGAAGCAGUACAUUCAAUCUCGAAGUGCUUAUGCCAAGAGCUUGGAUAUGAUUGGCAAAUCCGAUUUACCUUCUAAAGCCAGGGACGAAUUGCGAGCGAGAACCAAGAAGAACAUGGGCAUUUUCACCGUGGCCAAGAGCAUCCAAGACAAUCCGAUUGCUUUGCCACUGCCUCUCAUUUUGGAUCAACCACCGUCGGAGAACAAGAAUGCAGGGGUCUAUGAUCUUGACGUAUUGUCGACCCCAUGUCUACAACAAAUCGAUGAGCACAGAACGAAUGUCACCCGAGACAUUUCCCUGGGAUCGUGCCUUUUCAAAGAGAGCCCCCGGUUAGCAAUUCUUCUAAGUGGUGUGCCAGGCCUUCCACAAUUGUGCCCGCAUACCUUGAAACCAUUGGUGGCACCCAUUCCCUGCUCAUUCGGAGGAAAAACCUUGUUCGCCAAUGAGAAGGCAAGAGAAGAGGCCAACGCAUCCUACAAUCGUUACGAAUGGCCUUUGGAUCCUGAUUAUCUUCGCCAAUCGCUGGGUCUGAGUCCUUACGCACGAUUGGCUCUCCGAAUGGUGCUCUCUGUUGAUCCAAAGGAUUUAGUUAGUCGAGGAUGGGAAGAAGCCAUGGCUCCAAAAUUUGGCAUGGUCUUGGAAUCAGAUGCCACGGUUCUUUCGGCCAAGCAACGGUGCGAACGAGGUAUUUUGACCGCCGUGCUCCUGAAAAUCCUUCGAAAUAUCAAAUAUUCAGAAGGACCACAAGAGUCGGAGACGAACUUGGUUUCAUGCCUGUGGAGGUGCAUUCACUAUGUGGACUCAUUCGCUUUCCCAUUGCGUCACACAAAAAUGGAAAAGGCUUCGGACCCGAAAGCUCCAAAUCCAAUGACCUUCAAGACUUAUGGUUUAGGAUUAUUUCCCGGAUAUCGAAAGCUCCUCAAAAGCGCGCAAAAGCUGAAGCCCGAGGAUGAUUCUAACGCGUUCGUGACCUUUACUUUGAAUCGUUUACUAGUCAUUACUUAUCGCAUCAUCAACGAAGGGGAAGCUCUUGUCCUCGUCAAUGACGAAGAAGAGCCAAACGAAGUCCCACCAGGGGAAGAAAUGAAGACUCGGAAAGAGCCUAAUGACAUGAUCGUGUUUAAGUGCUCGAACCCGGCUUGCUCGGCUACCUUCCCUCUAAAGGAGAACACCAAGGAGAAGGUGAUUCGAUGUCCCGUGGGUAAAUGCCAAAAAGACACUAACAUUUGGCUGAAGUUGACCAAAAUCCAGGAACUCAAACAAAAAUGGAGGGCUUUACAGGGCUCGUUGUCCACGAUGAAGCCUUGCGACCAAAUCAAGGCCAUUGAGGAUUUACUAAAAGAAUGGCAAUUGAUCGUGGCCAGGCCCUACCAAGACAUUGACGACUUGGAACUUCAUGUAAAACGAGCGGUUCAAACAGAGCGAUGGCAUGCGGAGCAAAAUUGGCUUAAAGAAUACUUAUAACCUAAAUAACGGUUUAGUACUUACGUUUCAUCCAUCUGGUCGAGGUUUAAGACGCGUCCAGCCUGAUCCGUUUGUAACAAUCGUUCCAAGAGAUGAAAGCAGCUUUGAAAAAGGUGGAAAAGGGCGUCUUCAGUGGAUUGAGGUACACAAUUCUUGUACAAUAUCUCGUUGAGGACGCUCAUGGCUAACGCGUUUAAACGGAGAUCGCUUACAUCCUACAAAUCCAAGAAUGAACAAAGACAUGUGCUUACUUAAAUCAAACUAAAAUAAAGUCAUUUAUCAAUGAA
Tigriopus californicus is the source of this 2273-nucleotide messenger RNA. RefSeq lists its product as uncharacterized. Lineage: Eukaryota; Metazoa; Arthropoda; Copepoda; Harpacticoida; Harpacticidae. Gene Ontology annotation, molecular function: protein binding. The transcript is spliced from 2 exons. The coding region runs from base 43 to 1986 and encodes 647 amino acids. The record is from RefSeq and is a predicted model, not a curated record.